CACAGCGAUCUCCGUCACCAGUUCUCUGAGAUGGAAACGAAGUACAGAUCUGUCAACGGAACCAAGGCUCAAAUCUGUGAAUUUUUGACCAGCAGAAGAGUAACACAGAUUCCUGAGUCUCAGAUCCCAUGCGACCGAAACUUCCAGCUCUUUUGGGAAGAGUAUCACGAGAUGAACAGGACCCAGCGCCAAUGUCGACUACAAGUUCAUGAGUUAAACUCAACCCUUGAUUCCACAAUAUCCGAGAAUUCCCUCCUGGACCUCUCCCGGAGAACCUGUCUCAGGAAUCUUUCUGAGCUCAACUCUAAUCUGUCCGAUCUUAAACGAAUCAACAGCGAUCACCGUCACCAGUUCACUGAGAUGGAAAAGAAGUACAGAUCUGUCAACGAAACCAAGACUCAAAUCUGUGAAUUGUUGACCAGCAGAAAAGGAGAGCUCACGUGUCCUCAGAACUGGAUCGGAAACGGAGAUCGGUGUUAUUUCAUAUCAUCCUUGGAGAAACCUUAUGAUGGAGCGAGGGAACAUUGUUCAAACUUUGAUGCAAGGCUCCUGGAAAUAAAUUCAAACGAGGAAGAGGAAUUUGUUUCCAUCUCUGUCGGAGAAGAAUCCGGAACUUACUGGAUUGGAAAAUGUGGUGACGGAAGGAAUUACAACGGCAGGAGUUUGAGGAAAUGUGGCCUGUCAUUUAAAACUCGCGAGUUCUCCGGAUUUACGGCGGAGAGCAUUCUCGUUUGUCGCAUCGCCGGCUGGUGUGGAGGCUGCAACGCACAGGGUCGCCAGAGGCUGCAGAGGUUUCUAGACUCAGCGAAAUCCAUCACAGGCAAAAUCCUCCCCACUAACGAGGACAUGUUCAAAAGGGACCGCAUCCAUUACGGAGGACACUCACCACCCGGGAAAUGCCCUGCUAUCAUUUGUACCAUCGUGGAGGAUGUACAGGAGUCUGACGACCCGUACUCAACAAUGUGAAACAAGUUACUUUCCAUCCACCAUCAGAUUAGUAAACGCUUCCUGAAUCCAUCAGCACCCUAGA
This is a messenger RNA of Hypanus sabinus (Atlantic stingray), 1030 nucleotides long. RefSeq names its product oxidized low-density lipoprotein receptor 1-like. NCBI's taxonomy places the organism in Eukaryota, Metazoa, Chordata, Chondrichthyes, Myliobatiformes, Dasyatidae. Gene Ontology annotation, cellular component: cell surface; plasma membrane. The record is from RefSeq and is a predicted model, not a curated record. Gene Ontology annotation, biological process: positive regulation of cytokine production involved in inflammatory response; detection of molecule of fungal origin; detection of fungus. Gene Ontology annotation, molecular function: (1->3)-beta-D-glucan binding; pattern recognition receptor activity; transmembrane signaling receptor activity. The coding region runs from base 31 to 966 and encodes 311 amino acids. The transcript is spliced from 5 exons.